GCGGAUUGAUAUAAAUACCAAGUAUAGCCGGAGAAAUGGGCUGAAAAAUAUCGUCCCACACGUUGAAGUUUGUCUUGAUUCUUCCGUUUCGCUUGCUGUUCCUAGGGAUUACGGUCUUGUGCACCAUCGGUACACCCCCACGCGAGCAUGGCGACUACAUCCACUACGAGCUUGAAUGACACACCUCACGUACCUCCGAAUCGACUUAUCCAAUCCGAAACUCCAACACGAGCAGCCAGUACUGAAUUACCAAGCCGGGGCUCAAGCAAUUCCAAGGAAGCCGUCGAAUUAACAGACCAAACCAACCUUCUUCCGUUCAAGCAGGUCGUUUUCGUUUUCCUUGGACUCUCUGUAUGCGUCGUAGUAUCAGCCCUUGAUUCUGUCAUUGUGGCUACAGCACUCCCUUCCAUCUCCUCGGUUUUCCACGCUGGAUCGGUCAUUUCAUGGGUUCCCUCUGCCUACCUACUCACCUCAACCGCCUUUCAGCCAUUGUAUGGGAGAAUGAGUGACAUUUUUGGCAGGAAGAGUGCCAUAUGUACGGCUAUGGCGGUGUUUAUGCUGGGUAACCUGAUCGCUGGGUUCUCGAAAUCGGUGAUACAGUUGAUCGUCUUUCGAGGCAUUGCGGGUGCUGGAGGGGGAGGGAUUAUUAGUAUGAUGCAGAUCAUAAUCUCGGAUAUUAUUACUCUUAGGGAGAGAGGGAAAUAUCAAGGUAUCAUUGGAUUUGUUGUUGCCGCCGGAUACACGGUCGGUCCUAUACUCGGCGGAGCUUUAGUUCAGAAGGCCAGCUGGACGUGGUGCUUCUGGAUCACCAUUCCUCUCUCGCUCGUUGCGACGUGCAUUGUGGUAUUCGUACUCCCCUUGAAGCCUGUAGAAGGAGACUUCCGUCGUAAACUCCUUGCCAUCGACUAUGUCGGUGCUCUUUUGACGCUUGCAAGCAGCACAAUGAUUUUACUUCCUCUCAUUUGGGGCGGAGUAACGUUCCCGUGGAGCUCCGCAGUCGUUCUAGCCCCAUUGUGCGCAGGGGUUUUCGGCGUCGUUCUAUUUUGUCUCUGGGAAUGGAAAGGUGCAAAGCUGCCGAUUGUGCCUAUGUACAUCUUCAAGCAUAGUACCGUGUGCGGCGUGAACAUCACGAUAUUUGUCAACGGGUUUUGCUUCUUCUCGACAUUAUAUUAUCUACCUCAAUAUUUCCAAGUCGUUUCGGGUUAUUCUCCGAUCCAUGCAGGCCUCUUCCUUAUCCCAGUUCUCAUAAGCCAGAUGGCUGCGAGUUGGAUAGCUGGUCUGUUAGUCAGCCGUACUGGCCGUUAUCGAACCAUCGUGAACCUUGGGUUCGCACUCCUCGCGAUCUCGUCAGGCUGUAUUUCCACUUUCAAAGCUACCACACCAAAAGCGGUCCAGGUUGUCUUGAUGUUGUUGGCCGGAUCUGGCGGCGGAAUGACACUACAAACUACGACUGUGGCUGUUCAAGCAAGUGUUGCGAGGAAGGAUAUGUCCGUUGUCACGGCGUUUAGGAACUUUAUGAGAAACGUCGGAGGUGCUUUGUCUUUGGCGGUUGCUUCGUCUUUGAUAAACAACACCCUUCGUUCAUCUAUGAAGGCUCUCUCCCUACCUGAAUCGACUAUCACCGAUAUCAUCAACGACCCAUCGGUCCUCUUCCCGUUCAGUCACCCCACAAAUAGCACAGUUGCUGCGUCCGUUUCUCAGCAGGACGCGCAAUACAUCCUCAUUCACGGAUACAACGCCGGUUUCCGAGAUAUCUUCAUUCUCAACGGCAGUCUAGGCGUAAUGGCUACGGUUGUGAGCGUGUUGAUGAUCAAACAUAAGGAGCUCGUCAGGGCUGAGGAUGCCGAAAGAGAGAAAGCUAGGAAUUUGUUGGAGAAGCAGACGCGUGAUGGUAAGAACCGUGACGAGGAGGUGGGUAGUGUUGGACCUGGAAUCGACAAACCUCCGGUGUCGGGGGUAGUACCUGCAGUAGGGGGCAUUGAUGCUCAUGAACUGGAGGUACUUUCCGGACGUUCGGAGAAUAGACGAGUGUAAAAAUAUUUUCGUCCUGGGUUAAAGGCGUCGGUCUCGCGUGUAGUGUACUAUUUUGGGUUUAGAUAUCGGGUCGGCAUUAUGUUUAGAGUUGUGAAUGGAUCGGAGAUCUUCAUCUU
Molecule: messenger RNA, 2150 nt
Organism: Marasmius oreades (fairy-ring Marasmius)
Lineage: Eukaryota; Fungi; Basidiomycota; Agaricomycetes; Agaricales; Marasmiaceae
Exons: 12
Coding region: 148-2034 (628 amino acids)
Biological process (GO): transmembrane transport
Molecular function (GO): transmembrane transporter activity
Source: RefSeq, a predicted model, not a curated record